UCGUCUCGAAGCAGCCUGCCUCAGUGCAGUCAGCAUGGCGUCUCGUUCCGACAGCUCCGAAUCGCGGAAGAAAAAAGGUGGCACCGUUUAUUGCUGCGUGUAUGGUUGCCACAACAGCUAUAGAAAUGUUGUGGGGAAAGUCCCGAACAUUAAGUUCUAUAGCUUUCCAUGGAAGCCCUACGAGAAGGAGCGACGGGAGCGGUGGAUUAAAGCAGUGCGAAGAGCCAGUGCACACGGUGGACUGUGGCAACCCGUUAAGGGCCAAACACGCAUUUGUAGCGCCCAUUUCGUGGGUAAUGAGAAGAGUACUGUUGUCCACCACCCUGUCUACAUUCCAACGAUAUUCCCUUCCUGCUACGGGAGAGAAGAUGGCGUAGGGCCCGCAACGAAGCUAGAGAGAUACGAGCGGUUGCGGCGACGUGUUACAGCAUGUGCGGCGCGGACGUCUACUGGUUCUGACAGCGAAACAGGCGCUUCCUCUCUCGGUGGUCUGGUCCUUGGUGCCGUUGAGGACCAAUUGGAAGCUGCAGAUAAAAGCGUUACUUUUGCUUCGGUGGGGACUCAAACAGACGCAGAUGUACAUGGAGGCCAGUGCUGUAUAUUACUCUCAGUGACAUCAAAUGGCUCAGCCUCUACACAGCUGUCACAUGCAAGCACAUCAAACAUAGGUGUGCAGACAGUCCCGACGACAAGAUCCGCAAGCACUGGAACAGACGAAAGAAGCUGUGUAUUCCUUGGGUAUGACUCGCUAAAGGAGAGAGCAGAUGGAUUUAGGGAAUUAUGUGGCAUCAGCACCAAUGUCUUCGCUUUGCUGAUGUCUAUCCUGUCACCAAUAGCCGUAAGGCGAAUCGAUGUGCCGAUUCCUCAGAAACUUGUAAUUUUUCUGAUGGAGCUUAAGCUUGGCAUUUCUUUUGCUAGCUUGGGGGUCCUUUUUGGACUUCACCGUACGGCAGUUAGCCGUAUAUUUUAUUUUGUUUUAAGUAACCUGCUGGCUGCAAUGAAGGAAUGGAUACCCGAACCAUCAUUUUCCACAGUGCAAGCAACCAUGCCAGCAUGUUUUAAGUUGCACUAUCCACGCUGCCGUUAUAUAAUAGAUUGCACUGAAGUAAGAACUGAAGAACCACCUACAGUUGAGCAAAGGAGAGCACUCUUUUCACACUAUAAGGGUGGCUACACUUUGAAGUUUUUACUAGGCAUUUUGCCAAAUGGUGUAGUCACGUUCGUCUCCGAAGCCUACGGUGGUCGCACAUCAGACACUCACAUAACACUUGAAUCCGGAUUCCUUGACAGGAUUGAGCCUGGCGACAUAGUACUUGCAGAUAAGGGUUUUCCGGGCAUUAGAGCGCCCGUUUCAGGCCAGAAAGGCAUUGUUGUUUUGCCCCCUUUUUCAAAAGGGAAUGUGCAGUUUACGCAUGAGGAACUGCAGGAAACAUACAACGUCGCCCAAGUUCGCAUACACGUGGAAAGGGUGAUUCAAAGUGUGAAGAUGUUCAACAUCCUCAACGCAAGAAUAACCAUUGAGCUGAUUCCUCACAUGAGCGAUAUUAUGCGGAUGUGUUGUAUUCUGGUCAACCUACAGCCACCAAUCUUUGGUGCCAAAAAGCCUGACUCUGUAGAGGAGUGUUGAGAUUCUAAGCCGAUUUUAGUUUGGCAGAAGUGGACUGAAUCAAGUGUUCAACAGAACAUUUCCAGGACCUUGAAUUAGGACUGGGAACCAUUUUUAUUCAAUGCAAAUGUACAUAACGCAUGAAUGCAUUGCAAUAAAACUCUGCAAUAAAACAUGUUU
Dermacentor andersoni is the source of this 1786-nucleotide messenger RNA. NCBI's taxonomy places the organism in Eukaryota, Metazoa, Arthropoda, Arachnida, Ixodida, Ixodidae. The record is from RefSeq and is a predicted model, not a curated record.